UAAUGUUAAGAUUUUUAAAUAAGCUCCUGAAUUUUAAAGCUAUUAACAAAACCCAAACGCGGCUCCAGGGAAGGGAAACUAAUGUGUUUAUAAAUGGCAAAUCAAUAACAGUGCCAAGUUACUAUACUGUCAUUCAAGCUUUGAGAGGGGAAGGUGUAACAAUACCUUCUUUCUGUUAUCAUGAAAGAUUGUCCAUAGCAGGAAAUUGUAGGAUGUGCCUCGUACAGAUAGAAGGGAUGUGGAAACCGCAGAUUGCUUGCGCUUUACCAGUUGCCAAGGGCAUGAAAAUCCGAACGAACUCAGAUGUCACUUUGAAAGCCCAGGAAAGUGUUUUGGAAUUUAUUCUAGCUGACCAUCCACUAGAUUGCCCGAUUUGCGAUCAGGGUGGUGAAUGUGAUUUACAAGAUCUUUCAAUGAGAUUCGGUAAUGAUCGCACUCGAUUUACAGAUAUACAUUUCCAAGGUAAAAGGGCUUCAGAGAGUAAAAAUCUUGGACCAUUUAUCAGAACAGAGAUGACUAGAUGCAUACAUUGUACGCGGUGCAUUCGAUUUGCUUCACAAGUUUGUGGCAUGGAUGUUCUAGGCAGUACUGGGCGAGGCGGAGAAAUGCUAGUAGGUACCUACAUAGAUAAGUUCUUCCUCUCCGAGCUAUCAGGGAACAUUAUAGAUUUAUGUCCAGUUGGAGCUCUUACUAACAAACCUUACAUGUUCAAAGCUAGACCCUGGGAGCUUAAAAUAACUGAUUCCAUAGACUGCACCGAUGCAACAGGAACUAAUAUUGUUUUAAAUCACAGAUUCAAUAAACUAUUGCGUAUCCUGCCUCGUGAAAAUGAUGAAAUUAAUGAGGAAUGGCUCUCUGAUAAGGGCCGAUGGGCGUUUGACGCGCUCGAAGUUCAAAGACUAGUGACUCCGAUGACCAGAUACGAAGAUAAGUUAUGUCCUAUAGAAUGGCAUUCUGCAUUAGAUAGAGCUGCUAAGAUACUCAGGUGUUCUUGUCCUCCAAAAUUAAUGGCAAUAGCUGGACCACAUUGCAACGCUGAAACACUGGUAGCUACAAAAGAUUUGAUAAAUAUACUUGGUAGCGAUCACGUUUACGUCGAACGAGGUCUGUCUUACUCCGACACGGGUAUUGAUAUCAGGGCUGCAUAUUCCCUCAACGUCAACAUGAAAGAUGUUGAAAUAGCCGAUAAAAUUUUACUUAUUGGUACAAACCCUCGAUUUGAAGCCCCGAUAUUAAAUGCGCGUAUCAGAAAAGCUUAUACACAUAACGAAUGCGAUAUUUACGCUAUCGGGCCCAAUUGUCAAUAUAAUUAUCACGUUGAAUAUAUUAAAGACCUAACAGCUGCUGCAAAAUGCAUGCAAGAUGCGAAACGGCCUUUAAUAUUCGUUGGAAUUGACCAAUUACAAUCUGCAAACGCUGUUGGUAUAAUGAAUGAGGCGUAUAAAUUAGCAAGUAGUCUAAAUAAGAAACAAAAAGAUUGGAUAGUGGUUAACGUUGUGACUAGAGAAGCGAGUUUUGCUGCAGCUUUAGAAGCUGGUUGGAAACCGGGAGCCUUAGACGCUUUGAGGUCGAGUAGUCCACAUGUUGUUAUAUCUUUGGGAGCUGAUGAAAUCUUUUACAAAUGGAAACCACCGAAAGAGUGUACUGUUAUUUAUAUUGGAUUUCAGGGUGACAAAGGAGCCGAAGUCGCUUCAUUAAUCUUGCCUGGUAGCGCGUACACUGAAUCUGGUGGUACAUUCCUGAAUAUGGAAUGUCGUAGCCAAUAUGCUUACCCAGCCAUCACACCACCAGGCAAAGCUCGUUUCGAUUGGAAGAUUAUUAGAGCGAUUGCAGAGUAUGCUAAAAUAUGCUUAUUUUAUAGCGAUACAGAUUCGAUUUGUUUAAGAAUGUCCCAGAUCAGUCCGAAUUUCGUUUACUUGGGUAAUUAUCAAGAGAAGCUGUUCUCGGAUAAUAUUCGUAAGCUGAUAAAGAAAGAUAACUAUGGAGUGAAGACCUUGAAUAUUCAGAUGAAAAAUCUGAAAGAUUAUUAUUGUUCAGAUAUUUUAACCUCGAACUCUCCGAUAAUGAUCAAAGCGCAAAAGGCUGUGGACAAAUUGGAGAGUUCCGCUUAUGCGAUUAUAUAA
Messenger RNA from Pararge aegeria (speckled wood butterfly), 2123 nucleotides. RefSeq names its product NADH-ubiquinone oxidoreductase 75 kDa subunit, mitochondrial-like. Bases 3 to 2123 code for a protein of 706 amino acids. The record is from RefSeq and is a predicted model, not a curated record. Gene Ontology annotation, cellular component: membrane. Lineage: Eukaryota; Metazoa; Arthropoda; Insecta; Lepidoptera; Nymphalidae. Gene Ontology annotation, biological process: ATP synthesis coupled electron transport. Gene Ontology annotation, molecular function: iron-sulfur cluster binding; nucleic acid binding; nucleotide binding. The transcript has a single exon.